UUCUUGAAUCUAAUUAUUUUCUUCAGAAAACAAAGCAAUAUAUAUUCCAGCAACAACUUUAAAAUUUAUUAAAAAUGAAGAGGUCAUCUUCCAAGCAUCAGCCCCAAACUAAGGGUAACUUCGUAACAAUUCUCAGCAUUGAUGGAGGUGGUAUUAGGGGAUUAAUUCCUGCAACUAUUCUUGAGUACCUUGAAUCUCAACUCCAGGAAUUGAAUGGCAAGGAUGUGAAACUUGCAGAUUACUUUGAUAUAAUUGCAGGAACGAGCACGGGUGGCCUUGUGACGGCCAUGCUAACAGCUCCAAACAAAGAUGAACGUGCUCCAAACAAAGACAAACGUCCUUUGUUUGCUGCUAAAGACAUAAAGCCAUUUUAUUUAGAACAUGGCCCUAAGAUAUUGCCACAAAAAAAUUUGACGGCGUUUGGAUCAAUUAUGAGGAAUUUAGAAUUAGCAAUGGGACUGCGAUAUGAUGGAAAGUAUCUUCACAAACUCAUACGAGGGAAACUAGGAGAGACUCGUUUGCAUGAGACAUUGACUAAUGUGGUUAUUCCAACUUUUGAUAUCAAGAAAAUGCAGCCUACAAUUUUCUCCACUUAUGAGGCCAGAGAAAAUCCAUUAAUGGAUGCUAGGCUUUCAGAUAUAUGCAUUGGUACAUCUGCUGCUCCAACAUAUCUUCCUGCACAUUAUUUCAAGACCCAGACCGAAGGCAAAGAUGGCAUAAUUCAUCAUCGUGAUGUGUUCAAUCUUGUUGAUGGUGCAAUUGCAGCUAACAAUCCGGCCCUUAUUGCUACAAGUGAAGUGACAAAACGAAUAUACAGAGAAGACCCAGAUUUCUACCCAAUCAAGACCACUGAUUAUAGAAAAAUUUUGGUGAUCUCAAUAGGCACCGGAAAAGCAAAACCAAAACCAAACCAUAAUGCUAAAACUGCAUCCAAAUGGGGUAUAUUAGGAUGGCUGUUUAGUGAAGGUUCAAGUCCAAUUAUUGAUGCUUUUACUGAUGCUAGUGAUGAUAUGGUUGAUUAUCAUAUUUCUGUUGCUUUCCAAGCUCUUCAUUCUGAAGAACAUUACCUUCGUAUUCAGGAUGACACAUUAAGUGGAACAGAAUCCUCUGUUGACAUAGCAACCAUAGAGAACAUGAACAAAUUGGUCAAAAGAGGAGAAACUUUAUUGAAGAAACAAGUUUCAAGGGUAAAUCUGAAGACAGGUCUAUUUGAACCACAAGAAACUGGUGGUACAAAUGAAGAAACUUUGAAAAGGUUUGCGAAUUUGCUUUCUGAAGAAAAAAGUUUCAGGGAUUCCAAGUCACUUCAUACAAACAAUACAUCAUACUAGCUCAUCAUUUGUAGAGACGAAGCCAUAAUUUGAAGUUUAUUGGGCUUUUAAUUAAUAAUGUAUACAUAUUAAAUAAAUUUCUUAAAAGAAAUACGAUGUUUAAAUAAAAACUUCUAAGUUGUGUCGAAUCCGCUUCUUAUGCUCUAGCGCCGCCCCUGAAUUCAUUUGUUUGGAGCACACAAGAAUCCUUGUUCAUUUGUUCGUGCAUGGAGUUGUAAUUCGAUUUA
Messenger RNA from Lycium ferocissimum, 1558 nucleotides. Its product is annotated as patatin-like protein 2. The coding region runs from base 75 to 1331 and encodes 418 amino acids. Gene Ontology annotation, biological process: lipid metabolic process. Lineage: Eukaryota; Viridiplantae; Streptophyta; Magnoliopsida; Solanales; Solanaceae. The transcript has 7 exons. Gene Ontology annotation, molecular function: glycerophospholipase activity; monoacylglycerol lipase activity. The record is from RefSeq and is a predicted model, not a curated record.